CGACGUCCGCGAUUGGUGAGGAAUCGCCUUGACACGAAUUCUCCAAACGUAUACGCCCGCGAAGCCAUAUACGCCGGACCCAAAAACACCAUGUCCAAGCGCCAGGCUCUCGAGCCUCUGGAAGAUGUCCUGGACGCACCCUCGCCAGCUUCAAAACGAGCGCGCGUCGACGACGAGGAAAUGCAAACGCCCGAGUCGCUGAACGGCCCGCCUAACAAUGGGCAUCUCAUGUCUCCCCGGUUGGAGGAUCGCGAGAGGAUCGACAUACUUGGGGCGGAUAGGGAAGAGCAUGAGGAGCUGGAAGAAGCUGGAGCUCUGGAAGAGGAUGUUGAUGAGGACGACGAGCCCGCGUUGGCGCAGCCAACGCGACAAAAAGCACCAGAGGCCGGAUACACAGAUCUUUACCUAGAUACGAUAGAUCGAAAGGUCCUCGACUUCGACUUCGAGAAGCUCUGCUCCGUCACUCUGUCCAACAUAAACGUCUACGCCUGUCUAGUCUGUGGGAAAUACUUUCAAGGCCGGGGUCCGAAAUCACAGGCCUACUUCCACGCGCUUGACGAAAAUCACCACGUCUACGUCAACAUGGAGACGAAGAAGGUGUACGUACUUCCAGAAGGCUAUGAGGUUACGUCCAAGUCAUUGGACGACAUAAAAUUCGUUGUUGAUCCGCGGCUGAGCAAAACUGAAGUCGCGCGAUUAGACAAGGAGCCGAAGGUUUCUUGGGACCUCUCGAAUAGGGAAUACAUUCCAGGCUUCGUGGGCAUGAACAACAUCAAAGCGAACGACUACUUCAACGUAGUGAUUCAGGCACUUGCGCAUGUCGCCCCUCUGCGCAACUACUUCAUGCUGGAGGAUCUAUCGAGCCGGCCACAGCUCGCUCAGCGUUUCAGCACACUAGUCCGCAAGAUAUGGAACCCGCGGGCAUUUAAGACCCAUGUCUCGCCGCAUGAGCUCCUUCAGGAAAUCGCGCUACGAUCGUCCAAGCGAUUUACCCUCACAGAUCAGUCCGACCCCGUGGACUUCCUGUCUUGGUUCCUCAAUAACCUGCAUCUAGCAGUGGGAGGCUCGAAGACGAAACCGGGCUCCAGCAUCGUACAAAAGGUCUUCCAGGGUACGCUCAAGAUCGAGUCGCAGGAAAUAACAGCGCGUGCGGAUGCCGGUGAUCGCCUACGCUUCGAAGAUGCGGCGGUGAAAACCGACAUCAUGAGGUUCAUGAUCCUCACCCUGGAUUUGCCGCCUGCACCGCUAUUCCAGGAUGCUCUGGAGAAGAAUAUCAUCCCACAAGUGCCCCUCACCACCAUUCUCAACAAGUACGACGGUGUGCGACCACAGGAGAAGAUGAAGAACCGCGUGCGGUAUCGCCUCCUCCACCCUCUCCCCCCUUACCUACUCUUCCACAUCAAGCGUUUCAGCAAGAACAAGUUUGUGUCUGAGCGUAACCCGACCAUCGUCACCUUCCCAGUCCAAUCCCUCGACAUGUCCCCUUACGUGGAACCAAACCCGAGGGAGUACCCGCCUGGGGAGCCCAUCUGGUACGACCUGGCCGCCAAUAUUACACAUGAGGCUGUCAAGCGGAAAGACGAUAGCGUGGAAGGCGAGCAGGAGAUGAAGGUUUGGAGGGUGCAGCUGAAGGAUCGCAGUCGUGAUGAGUGGUAUGGGAUUCAGGAUUUGUUUGUGGAAAAGGAGCGCGGGGAGACGCUUUUUACGAAAGAGAGCUAUGUGCAGGUUUGGGAGAGGAGGAAGGGGAUGCCGAAUGGGAGUGCGAAUGCGAAGGGCAAAGGCAGAGCGUAGUUGAGAUACCCUAGAACCCAGUGGAGCGCGGGCUCCGGUACAUUUUCCUGCGUGUAUAGGGCGGUGGGCCUCGCGAUAUUCAAACAAAAAGCUAUUAUCGGCGCAGGAUAGGCAACCUACGAGAAUCGAUUCUCACAUCGAAAAGCGGUAGUUGAAGGGAUAUCUCGACCGUCAG
This is a messenger RNA of Trematosphaeria pertusa, 1966 nucleotides long. Its product is annotated as cysteine proteinase. Gene Ontology annotation, biological process: mRNA processing; spliceosomal complex assembly; protein deubiquitination. Gene Ontology annotation, molecular function: cysteine-type deubiquitinase activity; zinc ion binding. The transcript has a single exon. Bases 91 to 1791 code for a protein of 566 amino acids. The record is from RefSeq and is a predicted model, not a curated record. Lineage: Eukaryota; Fungi; Ascomycota; Dothideomycetes; Pleosporales; Trematosphaeriaceae.